Messenger RNA from Podospora pseudocomata, 1836 nucleotides. RefSeq lists its product as uncharacterized. The record is from RefSeq and is a predicted model, not a curated record. The transcript is spliced from 2 exons. Bases 1 to 1836 code for a protein of 611 amino acids. Lineage: Eukaryota; Fungi; Ascomycota; Sordariomycetes; Sordariales; Podosporaceae.
AUGGAGAACAUGGGAGGAAGAGGAGGAGGAGAUCGAGACCAAAAGGAUAUGAGGGGAAGAUCAAGGGAGCCGGCGGUGACGGUUUGUCAUGUUUGUGGAGACAGAGUUAGGCCGCAGUUGUAUUGUCCUUCUUGUGGGCAUCCUUUGUGUGGGAGGUGCAGGAAGGAACCUUCUCCGCAGAAUAAACAGGAGAUGGGAAGUGUGAAUGGGGAUGGUGGUGGUGAGAAGCAUGGACGGGGGGGGGUAGGGGACGAGGUUGAAAGGGUGAGUGUGGCUGUUGCUACUGGAUUGCCUUCACCUGCUGCUGCUACGACGCCCGAUGGGGAGGGAGGGGGGCUGGUGGAGGUUGUCAGGAAGUCGAAUGGGGAGAUCAUUGCUGUUGAGAAGAGGCGGCCCGUGAAGACGAAUCCGUUCGUCAUUGCCGACCAGAUUGCCAGAAAGGUUUCGGAUCCCCAAGUCAGCAGCACAACUAUUCCUGUCGUUGCCAUGCCUCCUGUCUCGAAGCUGCCCAAGUAUGAUCUUACCACUAUUGUUGACCGCAAGCGUCGUGUACCUGUUGCUCCGACUGACGCUGUCGAACAUCCCCGGAUUCAACAGAGCCAGAGGGAGCCCCACCCUGAGAGACUGUCACACAGUUAUGCUAGCUCGUCAAGGGGCUCGUCGGUUGUCCCGGCCCCCUCACCUGGAGUUCCAAGCAAUAGUGCGCGUAUGCUUGCUGCCGCUGAAGAGAGGGAGGAGGAAAGGACUGCUGCUCUGCAGGCCAAGGAUGGUCCUCAUGUUCACCGCCCGGAUCGGGAGCCAGAUCCUACUACGCCUUCUCCGACAUUUCAGGCGUCCAAUGAUAGAGCUCACGUCUUGCAGCAACAGGCGAGACGGGAAAAGGAGAGGACUACGCCUCCUGUUUUGAGACGGGUCAAGGUUCUUGCUCAGACAAAUAAAUCCGGGGCAUUGCAGCAGGUUCUUCAGGUGGAUGUGGACAGUGGUGGUUCUGCUCAGGACAAUAGUGGGAUGGAGACUGGGGGAGGUCGUAAGAGCAGUGGCAAGUCUAUUCCUCGUGCUAGAGUGACUAGCCCGCCUGCCUGGCUCAAGGGCACUGGCCCCUUAUCUUCUUCUUCUGCUGCUUCGGUGGCCGCUCAACCGGGGAGUAUUGCUGGGAGAUUGAAAAAGGUGGGGUUGGAUUCGAGCAAGACGAAGAGUAGUCCGCAGUUGGGUCAGCAGUCACUGGGGGGAAAGAAGAAGGAGGGGAGGGGUACGACGGAUUCCACUGCUACUGUUACUGUGGUGAGACCUGGUGUUGAUGGAGAUGCACGGCAGGGAUCAAACUCGCAGGUGUCGCCUGGGGGGCUUGGGAGACGGGGUGAGGGACAGAAACAACAAGAACAACAGCUGAGGAGUUAUCCUUCUCCUCCUGGACAGCAGAAGCAGCAGUUUGGUGGUCAGCAACAGCAUCAUUCUCAUGGGUCGUCUGGGUUUUGGAAGGUGCCGUCUUCUGUGAAUAUGAGUAUGGCUGCUGGGCCUGGGGCUGGGGCUAGGGCUGCUUCAAAGGCGACGAGUGAGGCUACGAUUGAUGGGAGUAACCGGCUUGGUGGAGGAGGCCGGCGAGAGAGGAGUAGUGUUGGGGGGACUGCAACAGGUCCUGCGGGGACGGGGACGGUGAUGGUGGCGGGGGAUGAGGAUGAUGAUGUUGGGAUUCAAGGGUUGACGAUUGUGUUGCAUUUGAGGGGGAAGGAUGAUUUGGUGAUUAGUACUGAUUUGACUAGGGAGGGGGGAGCUGGGACGGAGGGGGCCCAGGAGGGAACGGGUCGAGUGUUGGGAGUAGUUGGUCGGUGGGGAUGA